AUGGAGGUGACGUUCGAGGACGUGGCCAUCUUUCUGACCCAGUGGGAAUGGGAGAGCCUGGCAGAAGCUCAGAGGGAGCUCUAUGCUACCGUCAUGUUGGAGAACUACAGACAUCUAUGGUCACUGGGUAAGGACACGGAGAACCAGAAGAAAUCAGGGAAGAGCAAACGUCCAGCACAGCAUUUGCAGAAUCCCAUGGAGAUGUUUCCCACCAUCCUCAAAGAGGAAGAUCCCUGGCUAAUCCAUGGAGAUCUAAGAGGAAACGAGACCUGCCAGAGCUUCCAGAGCCUGGAAUGUCUCAGAAUUCACCAGAAGGAACACCAUCGAGAGAAGAUGUACUCCUGUGCUAAGUGUGAGAAAAGCUUCAGGUGGAGAAAAUGCCUUAUUAACCAUGAGCGGAUCCACAUGAGAGAGGAGCCCUAUAAGUGUGAAAUGUGCUUCAGGGACUUCAGACACAAGGGAAAUCUCAUUGCCCACAUGAGGGUCCACACUGGAGAGAGACCCUUUCAAUGUCUGGAAUGCUGGAAGAACUUCAAAAGCAAAGGAAAUCUGAAAAUCCAUCAGCUAGUGCACAUAGGAGAGAAGCCCUUUGAAUGUCAUGAGUGUGGAAAGACCUUCAGAAGUCGAGAAAAUAUCAUCACACACAUGAGGUUGCACACUGGAGAGGAGCCCUAUAAGUGCGGUGUGUGUGCCAGGGGCUUCAGGCGGAAGGGACACCUCACUGCCCAUAUGAGAGUCCACUCUGGAGAUAGACCCUUCCAAUGUCCAGAGUGCCAGAAGAGCUUCAAGACAAAAGAAAAUCUCAAAACACAUAAGCGAGUGCACACGGGAGAGAAGCCCUUUGAAUGUCUCCAGUGUGGGAAGGCUUUCCGCCAGAAGGGCAAUCUGAUGAAACACGAGAGGAUUCACAAAGGCAUCAAACCCUGUGUGUGUCUCCAGUGUGAGAGAAGAUUCAGCGAGAAGACCAGUCUCACUGUCCACAUGAGAGUCCACACUGGAGAAAGACCCUAUCAAUGUCUGGAGUGCCUGAAGAACUUCAAGACCAAAGGAAAUCUUCGAGUGCAUAUGCGAGUGCACACAGGAGAGAAGCCCUUUGAAUGCCUCGAGUGUGGGAAGGCCUUCAGCCAGAAGGGCACUCUGACAGUUCAUGAGAGGAUUCACAAGGGCAACAAACCCUGUGUGUGUCCCCAUUGUGAGAACAGCUUCAGGGUUAAAUGCCAAUUAGUGGCCCACAUGAGAAUUCACACAAGAGAGAAGCCCUUUGAAUGUGUUGACUGCAGAAAAGCCUUUAGUCAGAUGAGAAUUCUCGGGGUCCAUCAGAGGAUUCACACUGGAGACAAACUUUACCAGUGUCCCAACUGCGAAAAAAGCUUCCGGAGCCCAGGGAAACUCACUGUGCAUCAGCGUCUGCAUACUGGAGAGGAACUAUACAGUUGCCAGCAGUGUGGGAAAGCUUUCAGCCGGAUAGGGACUCUAACUGCCCGCAAGAGAACCCACAAAACUAGGCAGUGUUCUUGA
This is a messenger RNA of Tachyglossus aculeatus (Australian echidna), 1518 nucleotides long. RefSeq names its product zinc finger protein OZF-like. The transcript has 3 exons. Gene Ontology annotation, molecular function: DNA-binding transcription factor activity, RNA polymerase II-specific; RNA polymerase II transcription regulatory region sequence-specific DNA binding. Gene Ontology annotation, cellular component: nucleus. NCBI's taxonomy places the organism in Eukaryota, Metazoa, Chordata, Mammalia, Monotremata, Tachyglossidae. Gene Ontology annotation, biological process: regulation of transcription by RNA polymerase II. The coding region runs from base 1 to 1518 and encodes 505 amino acids. The record is from RefSeq and is a predicted model, not a curated record.